Molecule: messenger RNA, 2736 nt
Organism: Chlamydomonas reinhardtii
Lineage: Eukaryota; Viridiplantae; Chlorophyta; Chlorophyceae; Chlamydomonadales; Chlamydomonadaceae
Exons: 4
Coding region: 222-1604 (460 amino acids)
Biological process (GO): regulation of cell cycle
Molecular function (GO): histone H3K79 methyltransferase activity
Source: RefSeq, a predicted model, not a curated record
GUAUAACUACAUUGCGACCGACUAGUCUGAGGGCCUGUUGGAGCAUUCGCAACGGGUCCGGUCGUGUGCGACCUGCAUCGGUCGCGCAAUGCAAGCGCGGAACUUGACCAGUCGCCGACGCCAAACACAUCAUAGUUGCUUGAAGGCAAAACAUUCAUAUAGCUGCUUUUGAUUAGGUAACUUAUUUGUCGGUGUGGACCCUUGAAUACGGGAGUCUGAGAAUGCAAUUCUGCCUUGAACGCGUUCGCGCCGACGCUCGAGUUUCUCGCGCGGACGCGCCCAGGCGAUCUGCAACUUUCAGCCAAAGUCGUUGGCAGGGUCCGCUUCGGUCGCGGCGGCAGUCGGUCGCCGUGGCGGCGGUCUCGCCUGCGACCUCCCCCAGCCGGGCCGCACCGGCAACAACCUCCACCUCCCCCGACGCGGCCGGCCCUGGCCCUGGCUCCCUCCGCGACGCCCGCAGCCGCGGGCCCUUCAUCAGUCGCCAGGACUGCCUUUCCAUUCUCAACAGCAUCGCGGACACCUACACGACACACGGCCGGCCGCUGCAAGGCGGCCCGUUGACGGCCCCUGCCGCAGCGUUGACCGCCGACGGCGCCGGCAUCGGCUACGACGACGUACCGGAAGACAUGGUCCCCGAUGACAUCUCAGGCGAUGGAGCGCUGAUGUCUCAAGUGCUGGACACCAUUUACGACGAGCUGGAAGAAGUGUUCAUGAGCAAGCGCGGCUUCAUCAUUCCGCGCAAGGAGGCGGCGCUGGUGGACGCCACGGGCGGCUCGGCCACGUACGGCGAAAUCACGGGCGAUGGCGUACGGCAGUUCCUGGCUCGUGUGCCGCUCCAGUCAGAUGACGUGCUUGUGGACCUGGGCAGUGGCCUGGGCCGGCUGGUGCUGCAGGCCGCCGCCACCGCCCGCCUGCGCCGCUGCGUCGGCCUGGAGUUGUCCGCCUGCCGGCAUGAGCAGUCCGCCUGGGCGGCAGCCCGCCUGGCCGAGCUCGGCGAGCUCGCCGCCGCCGAGGAAGCCGCGGAAGACGCCUCCGGCGCACCGUUCGCCUCCGGCGGCAGCCAGGAGAAUGUGGGGUCGGGCUCGGCGGCGGAGCCUCGCCGCGCGGCGGCGGGCGGGCUGCUGCUUAGCCCCGUGGAGCUGCGGUGUGAGGACAUCUUGAGCGCGGAGCUGGGAGACGGGAGCGCGUUCUUCCUGUGCUCCACGGCCUUCUCGGCGGCGGCAGCGCGCACCAUUGCGGAGCGGCUGGCGGCGCACCCGCGCUUCCGGCUGCUGGUCACCUCGCGCGCGCUGCCCUUCCCGUCGCCGCUGGUGCAGCUGGGUCAGUUCCCCUGCGCCUUUACAUGGACUGCGGCCGGCACCGCCUAUGUAUACGUGCGCUCGCUGGCGGAGGCGCCGGCGCCGCUGCUCGCCGCCUUCCUGUCCGCACCCGAGCCGCGGCCUGGCGCAGGUGGCGCACACCAUAUGGGUCAAGCGCAGGAGCAUCAGCAUUACCAGGAGGAGGAGGAGCAUGAGGAGGAGGAGCAGGAGCGCGCCCCGGGCGGUGUGGCGUGGUUGCCAUCCACCUGCACUGUGGCCAUGGUACCUGGGGACCUGCUGGUGUGAGCCUUGCGCGCUGCGAAGCGCGAAAGGCUUUGUGUGUGUAUGUGCUGGACUUUGAGGGCUUGUGAUUGAAAGGGUUGUUGGGGAAGGUGGGCCGGGCGGGCGGUGGCAGCAGGCGGCGAGGCGCUUCCACGCUUUCACUCUCUAAAAAUACCGCGAUGAGCAUGGCUUAUGAACUACGCAAAAAGUGAUGGUAAACACACGGGCAUGCAACAUGGUGCAAUGUGCUCCUUGCGGUCCUUGUGCAUGUGGCGUGCGCGGCGUUGUGUGGGCGUGAUGGGCGCGUGACAAGUAGCAGUACCAACGGUUGGCACUUACUACUCGGCGUGCAUGUAUUAUCGUGCAUGUGUCAUAUGUAUGCAUGUGGGGAGGGGCGGACGCUCGUGCGGCGGGAUCCUUGAUCGGCGUAUGCGAACAAGCUCGGGUCCUGUAUGAAAUGGAAUGGGCGACGGGCGCGGGCGUGGGCACGGGUAAUGUGACGGCGAAUCGACUGAAGGUUAUUGAAGAUUGAGCUUGAGCAGAAGCGCAGAGAGGCUGCACGUGCGGUGUGGGAUUGAUCUCGUGCGGACGUGCGCUAGCCAAGCUGCGGCGGUCAAGCUGGGAGGCUGAUCAAGAAGACUUCGACAGGAAUGCGUAGGUGUGGGAAUGGUGGUCAAGGUGGAGGAGGAUACUGAGUUUGUGUGCAGGUUGCGCAGACUCAAGUAAACAAUGAUGAAGGAUUGCCAGUGGUUAUAAAUUGAUGCUGGAUAGCGGUGUGUGCUGCACGGGCCCAGCCGGGUGCAAGCCGAAUGCUGGGAUGUCUGUGUGCGUUGAGGCAGCGUGCAGUGGGCGCGGUCUGGGUGUGUUACGCCUUGGUGGAAAGGUCCAAAGGGGACUGGCGGUUGUGUGGUGGCGCCGUCGCGGCUGUGUGGCCGAGCGAGUGCGACGAGUCUGCAGGGCAGCUUUGAGGUUGGGGCUCGCGGUGGGUGAGGGACGGGCGGACACCUCGCAAGAUAGGGUUUUGAUUUGUGGCAGCUCGCGCAAGCCCUGGUGAUUUAGGAAUACAACCAAUAUCUAUGUAUUUAGGUGACAGGCUUGAAGAGGAAGGGCCUGCCAGCACCGUCCAGGUCACCUGCACGAUUUUGAACCCCUGAUG